UGCUUGUGGUGGGUGUAGAGUGUGUGUAGAUCACAGAGCGCUAGUUUCGAAUCGCUAUCUCAGUGAGGACGGCGGGUUGUAGCGAUGUACAGACCGAAUUAUCGCUCUCCUAACUCCUGUGGAGGCGGCGGUGGUGUUGAUGGAAGCCCGGGGCCCUUCCGCAGUCCAGGGCCUUUUCCAGGCUCUGGGAGCCCCAUGCUUCCUCCGCCAUUGCCGCCUUGGGGCUACGGGAGUCCGCACACGCCGAGUUACGGGCAGAGGCCUUCCAGGCCGUACGGGAGCGGGGGAGGGCAGUCUCCGCGGUCUUCACCUUCUCAGGGGAGCUGGUAUGGCGCCCAGUCUCCAGGUAAUACUUCACCCCGAAGAGGCAGCCCUCGCUUUAACGUGUCACCGUACAACAAGUCUCCAGGAGGAGGAGGAGGAAACCACCACUACCAGCAGCACAACGCCCGAGGAUACACUUCACCCAGACACCCCGCCAACUAUCAGGGUUCUCCCAGGACAUCUACACCUUACGGUGCGGCGCAUGGCAGAGGGAAGAGAGUGUCUGAUGUGGAAAACUAUUACACACCUUCAAUGCUUGAGGAUCCUUGGGCUAACCUAAAGCCAUUAUCCUUAUCAGACAUAGACCAAAAGAACAACAGUGAGCAGACCACAAAUACUGGCAGAAGAGGGAGGUAUUUUAGCUAAACCCUAAAAUCCCAACCUCUGAGUGUAGACUAAAAACAAGGGAUGGUAAAGGACACAAGUCGACACUUUUUUAAUUUUGAGAAAAAAAUUCUUUUAUCAGAUUUAUUUUUUUAUUGCAGCCGAUAUUACCGCCAAUACGGUGUUUUGGAAGUCUAGCGUUGUAGGCAAAAGUCAGGAAGUCCACCAGCAAUGAAGAACAAGUUGUUCUAUAAUCACCAGCGUUCUGUGACUGUCUUACACAGGUUUCACUUUCCAAGACUUCCUACUGCUCUACAUCCCUUAGGCUUAUCCUAAAGCCUAAUUUUUACUAUUUGUUCCACUAAAUUGGAUUUAUUUUUAGGAAAUACAAUGGGUUUAUAAUCUGUUUACGCUAAAAGUAUAUUAUUUGUAUGUAAUUUUCAGAGGAGCGGUUCGUUUUAUAUUCUAAAAUGUCACUGACAUGGUGUUGCGUCAUGCCCAGAUUUUUUUUUUUUUGGUGUGAUGUGCUUCUAAGUUUUAAUCAACAAAAAGUUGCUUCAUGGAAGCAGGUUAGUUUUGACAUAUACAUUGUGUUUUUGAUUUUUGCUGUAGAAGCCAAAUUGCUUACCUGUUUUUUGAGCAAAGUAUAUGGCUAACUUGUAUUGUUUGUAUAAUUUUGUCUUGAGAGAUUUUUAAUUUAUAAAAGAAAACACUGACGUGUUUUAAUUUAUAAUAGUUUUAUUUGCAUCAAUGCUAAAAGUUUAACCUUUUAGGGAUCACAAAUAUAUAAAGUGUGUAAACGUAAUGUAAGUGUGUAUAAUCAGGAACAUAAUCAUAAAGAUGAGGUUAGCCAUGACCUCUGCUAAAUGUAAUAUUUACUUAUGGCUUUGGUUUAAUUAUUUUAACUAUGUUAUAAUGUUUAUAGAGUGAUCAUCUCUGUCCAUUAAAGUUUUGUUUGGUAGUGUGGGAACUGGAGCCGCUUUAGCAGUUUGAAAUUUCAUUAUUGUAGCCCAAGUCAGGGCUCCAAGACCAAAUACAGUGUUUGUCCUUUCCUAUGUAGUAAAAAAUACUAUAACUGG
Molecule: messenger RNA, 1727 nt
Organism: Rana temporaria (common frog)
Lineage: Eukaryota; Metazoa; Chordata; Amphibia; Anura; Ranidae
Gene: MPLKIP
Product: M-phase specific PLK1 interacting protein
Exons: 2
Coding region: 85-690 (201 amino acids)
Cellular component (GO): nucleus; centrosome; midbody
Source: RefSeq, a predicted model, not a curated record